AUUGAUAACGCGCGCGUCGAGCUGUACGCACAUACUCUCGCCGUAUAUACCAGUGGAACGGGAUCGCGGAGUUUUCUCGGGACGCAGGCAUCAGUGGCAGUUUCCGUGACAAUGUGAAUAAUCGCGCGAGGCUCAUCACGUCUAUGGACUGGACUCGCUACGCUUCGCUCGCAUUCUAGCAUCGGAAUAAAAGCUGCCCUCGCAUCGUCGUCGCGUGUGCGGGAGAGAAAUAGAGCUUGCAGAGAGAACUGGAUAUAAAGAGGCGAAUAUAAGGGAAAGAAGAGAGCUUUAAAAUGCAGCUGCUGUCGCUCUGGGUUGUCGCGCUCGCGAGCACCGCUGCCUUAACGCGGGCCGAGCUGCAGACUGUUUACGAAUGGAAAUACCUGGAUUUUUUAUGGGAUUCCGAGGAGCAUAAGCAGAAAACCGUGAGAGCCGGCGACUAUAAUUCCUCGCGGGUUCUGCCCUCGGACCUGGCGGUCGCCAAAGAUGGCCGAGUUUUCGUGUCGCACAUCGGCUACCCGGGCGUGCCGGCCCGUCUGAGCACUGUGUCGAGUCGCUCGUCAGCGAGUUCGGGCCCUCUAUUAUCGCCUUAUCCCGAUUGGUCCUGGCACGCCCGCGGCGACUGCAACGGCAUAACCAGCGUUUACGGACUGGCCAUCGAUCAAUGCAACAGGUUGUGGGUUUUAGAUACCGGAAUCUCGGAACUCUCGGGCGCGAAAGCCUGCCAAGCGCAGCUGUUGGCUUUCGACCUUGUCAGGGACAAGCUAGCCAAGAGGAUCAAGAUACCGAAUCACAUUGCCCAGAAUGAUCAGGGCAUGACGCGGCUGGUCAAGCCGAUCGUCGAGACCAAGGGACAGCAGUGCGAUCACACUACCGUCUACAUGACCGACUCGGUGGGCCACGGUCUGGUGAUCUGGAACGGAAUCGGGCUCUUCCGGCUCGAGGGCGAGGUCUACAACCCGAUCGACUCGGCCCGGAACGUCAGCAUCGGCCCGAACAGCCUCAACAUCGGCGGCGGCGUCGUCGACAUGUCCCUCUCGCCCAACAUCUUCCCCUACGAGCCCCGCUACCUCUUCUUCCGGCCGCUGGCCUCCUUCGACCUCUACGCGGCCAACACGCGCGAGCUCACCAGGAGUAUCUACGGCUACAGGAUCAAGUACUUCGGCGCGAGGGACAUCCUCAGCAGCCAGGCCGUGGGACAGGCCUUCUCGUCGGACGGGACCCUCUUUCUCGGCCUGACCAAGGAGACGGCCAUCGCCUGCUGGAACCGCUACCGGGAACUCGCCAAGGAGAACAUCGAGAUAGUGGCCCAGGACGAGGAGAAGCUGCAGUACGCGAACGGGGUGAAAGUGGUGCCGAAGUCGAUCACCAAGACCUCGGAAGAACUGUGGGUGCUGACCAAUCGAUUCCUGGCAUUCCAGCUGGGCGCGCUGAACUUCGACGACGUCAACUUUCGCAUUCUGAAGAGCCCGGUUAAGGACCUCGUCGAGGGCACCAAGUGUGAGCUGCCCGCCCAGCUGAAGGCGGCUCUCCGCCGGACAAAAGCCAAUCUGUCGUACAAAUAUCCCAAGUGAUCGGCGUCGUCCUCUUCUUUUUCCACACCACUUCUCUCUAGUUUCAUUAUUUUCUUUCUCAACGGUCAUCAUACCUAGAGCUAGUUAAUGUUACGGUUAUUACUUUAAGUAUUAUCGUAUUAAUGUUACCUAUAUGUAAAGUUAAUUGUGAUAUACUGCGCGUUACUACAUCCAUAUCAUCGACGACGGACACACACACACACAUUGUACACAUCCCCUGAUCAUCAUUAAUAAACAUCACCAGACUACAACGU
Messenger RNA from Nasonia vitripennis (jewel wasp), 1828 nucleotides. RefSeq names its product major royal jelly protein-like 8 (gene Mrjpl8). The transcript has 5 exons. Gene Ontology annotation, cellular component: extracellular region. Lineage: Eukaryota; Metazoa; Arthropoda; Insecta; Hymenoptera; Pteromalidae. The coding region runs from base 294 to 1574 and encodes 426 amino acids. The record is from RefSeq and is marked provisional.